AUGAAGUACUUGUUGGUUGUGUCUCUGUGUGUUGUGUGUCUGUAUGAGGGCCGGGGCAGUGAAAUGAAUGGAGGCGAGGACUUCAUGCUUCUCGCAGGUCCACUUCAAAGCCGUCAAGCGAGAACGUCAAGCUGGGAAAACAACGUCUUUGACUGCGGUCACUCCAUACCUCCCAGAACUGGACAAUACUUUGAGUACCUCAGGAGCAGAGGAGUGACUCAUUUCAAAGUGCCGCUGUCAUGGCAUCAACUCCUACCUGCAGGCCUCCACGGCCACCCCAAACAGACUGUGGUCACCUGCUACCGGACUCUGCUGACUCAGCUGUUGGAUGUGGGUCUCCAGCCUCUUGUCAUCCUUCAUGGAUCCACAGUGCCAAACCAGUUUGGAGGAAGGGAGAGUAAAGAGCUGCAACAGAUGUUUAUGCUGUAUGCAGAGUAUGUCUUUGGGGAGUUUGGAGAUCUGGUGCAUUCCUGGCUGAUACUAAGUCAUGUGGAGGAUGUUUGGCACGAUGGUCAACCACAUGCUUCUAGUUAUCGGCAUAUUCAUCAACUUUACCAUCAACGCUUUGGUGAUAAAGUGAAAGUGUCACUGGGGCUGACAACAAGCGACAUUAAUCUCCUUUCACAGAUCCAACCUUCGAUCACAAUGGAUUUCCUCUCUGUGCACCUUGCGUACAACUGUUCCACAUUUAAUUUGGCAAAAGAGCUGAGAAGGGUACAGAUGGCCAGUAGGGAUGUGCCAAUCCUGGUAUACAAGAUGACACUUCUUGAUUGCACCGACAGUCAGUUCGAGGCUCUUGGUCAUUUUCUACAAGCCCUGAACAACAACGACGUAAAAAUAAAGGGCUGUGACGUGAUGGACAUGUUAGGUAAAAUGGAUAUGGAGGACUUGCCUGCCAGUGAUGACUUUGAAUACUACAGUGGAACACCAUUGUUGAGAAACAGUUAUCAGACAGUCUGGGAUAAGUUUGGUGUUCAGGUCAAAUCUGAACGUGAUAUUUUCCUGAAUGAAUCUUUCCCCUCCAAUUUCCAAUGGGCCACCUCCAGUGAAUCCUUCAAAGUUGAAGGAGGCUGGGCUGAAGGUGGGAAGGGAGAGACCGUUUGGGAUCGCUUUGGCCAUGAAAACAAAGUUAUUAAUAACCAAACAGCUGAUCAAGCCUGUGACAGUUACCACAAAGUAGAUUAUGAUGUCUACCUUCUACGAGGUCUUCAUGUGAACACCUACCAGUUUUCUAUCUCCUGGGCACGGAUUUUCCCUUCAGGAUAUCAAAGAAGCAAAUCAGAGGGAGGAGUUCUCUACUAUGACAAGCUGAUCACUGCCCUUAUUGAGUCUGGAAUACAACCCGUCAUCACUUUGUACCACUGGGAUCUACCCCAGGAGCUCCAGAAUCAUGGUGGAUGGACCAAUGCUUCCAUUAUUGAAGCCUUCAAGGACUAUGCUGAUUUCUGCUACUCCAGAUUUGGAGACAGGGUUAAGAUCUGGAACACAUUCAGUAGCCCUUGGGUAGUUAGCCAUGCUGGAUAUGGAACUGGUGAGCAUCCCCCUGAAAUCAAGGAUUAUGUGGUGGCCUCCUAUCAGGCGACCCACAAUAUAAUUAAGUCUCAUGCAGAGGCCUGGCAUGUCUACAAUGACAAAUACAGAAGCAGUCAAGGUGGUAAAGUGGGCAUUGCAUUAAACUCGGACUGGGCUGAGCCUAUGGACCCCUCCAGACCAGAGGAUGUAUCAUCUGCUUAUCGUUAUUUGCAAUUGAUGCUUGGAUGGUUUGCACAUCCUAUAUUUGUGAAUGGAGAUUAUCCUGCAACACUUAAGAUUCAGAUCGACAAGAAGAGUGCCAAAUGUCCUCAUUCAAAGCCUGCAAUUCUUCCGGUGUUCACUCCCAAAGAGAGUCUGAGGAUCAAUGGAACAGCUGACUUCUUUGGAUUAAAUCAUUAUACAUCACGACUGGUAAACAACAGUGAUGGUGGUUGUGCCCCAGGUCCACAGGGGGUAGGUGAUUUCCAGGCCCAUAUUGAUCCAUCAUGGUCCUCAACAGGUUCUGAAUGGAUCUACUCUGCACCUUGGGGUCUAAGAAGGCUUCUUAACUACAUCUCCACAGAAUACUUAAACAUUAAAAAAGUGCCUAUUUACAUAACAGGGAAUGGGAUGCCAACAGAACAUGGUGGGGACCCCCUUAAUGAUACCAGUAAAAUAGAGUACAUGAGAAGUUACAUCAAUGAAGCUCUGAAAGCCAUAUUUCUGGAUGGGGUGGAUGUUCAGCGAUUCACAGUGCAGUCUCUAAUGGAUGGAUUUGAGGGCAAACAAGGCUACAGUGAAAGAUUUGGCCUUCAUCAUGUCAACUUUGAGGACACCAACAGGCCAAGAACGCCAAAACAUUCAGCAUACUUCUACUCUCAUGUUAUAAACCAAAAUGGAUUUGGCUCGCGCAAAGGUGAUGAUGUGAAAGUGACGCUGGUGCAAUACAACCCUCUUUUGAAAGUUUUACCUCCUUCAGAUGUCCCAUCUAAGUCAAAGGUGGUUUGGGAGAAAUUGUCUCACCAGUCAAAAUUCCACAGAAAGCUCUACCAUCAUGGCACUUUCCCAGCACAUUUCAGUUGGGGAGUGUCAUCUUCGGCUUACCAGAUUGAAGGUGGUUGGAAUGUCGAUGGUAAAGGAUUUAGUGUAUGGGAUGUAUUCACCCACAAGCCUGGCAGUAUACCAGGCAAUGCCAAUGGAGAUGUGGCCUGUGACAGUUACCACAGACUUGAAGAGGACCUCUACAUUCUGCGAGCUAUGCAGGUGAAGUCAUAUAGAUUCUCUUUGUCCUGGUCCAGGAUCUUUCCUUCUGGUCAGCGAAACUCCCUAAACCAAAAGGGUGUCGACUUUUACAACAGACUCAUUGAUGGCCUGUUGGCAAAUAACAUCACCCCGAUGGUGACAUUGUACCACUGGGAUCUCCCUCAGGAGUUGCAAAAUAUUGGCGGCUGGGAGAGCUCAGACAUGAUCGGUCUUUUUAAUGACUUUUGUGAUUUUUGCUUUUCCACCUUUGGCGACAGAGUGAAAUUUUGGAUGACCUUUAACCAGCCACAUACAAUAGCAUGGUCCGGAUAUGGACUUGGACAGAUUCCACCAAAUGUUAAGAAUCCAGGAACUGCACCUUAUAGAGUUGCACACAACCUAAUAAAAGCACAUGCCAAAACUUACCACACGUAUAAUGAAAACUAUCGCAACUCCCAAGGGGGACUAGUAUCCAUUGCCCUCAGUGCUGAUUGGGUUGAACCCAAAGAUGUCAAUGUUCGCCGUGAAGUGGUUGCUGCAGACCGUGCCAUGCAAUUUCAUUUAGGUUGGUUUGCACACCCAAUUUUCAAGAACGGCGACUAUCCUGAUGCAAUGAAGUGGCAGGUGGGAAACAAGAGUGAACUCCAAGGUCUGUCAGAGUCAAGACUACCUAUUUUCACUGAAGAAGAAAAGAAGUACAUCAGGGGCACGGCUGACAUGUUCUGUUUAAACCAUUACACGACAAAGAUUGUAAGCCAUAAAACAGCUCGGCUUACACCUCAGUCAUAUGAAUAUGAUCGUGACUUGGCAGAAGAAGAGGAAGGCGAUUCCCCUGCUACUGCCAUCAGCAACCAGAAAGCUGUGGCAUGGGGCUUAAGAAGACUUCUCAACUGGCUAAAAGAGGAAUAUGGAGACCCAGAGAUUUACAUCACUGAGAAUGGAGUUGCGACAGAAUCAAAGACAAGCUGGGAUGACUCUGCCAGAGUGUUUUAUUUCAAGACAUAUAUCAAUGAGGCUCUCAAAGCUUAUGAUCUUGAUGGUGUGAAGGUGAAAGGAUACAUAGCGACAUCUCUCAUGGAUUCAUUUGAAUGGCUUAACGGGUUCAAAGUUGGUUUUGGGCUACACCAUGUCGACUUCCAGAACCCAAACCGUCCAAGAACACCUAAAUUCUCUGCCCACUACUACCAUCAAGUCAUAAAGAACAAUGGCUUCCCUACACCAGAGGACGAAAAGCCACUUUAUGGAAAUUUCGGCAAAGACUUUAUCUGGAGCACUGCAACAGCAUCAUAUCAGAUCGAAGGAGGUUGGAGAGCAGACGGAAAAGGUCUCAGCAUAUGGGACAAGUUUGCUCACACUCCUCUCCGAGUGUUCAACGAUGAUAAUGGGGACAUUGCCUGUGACAGUUACAACAAAAUAGAUGAGGAUGUUUCUAUGUUGAAGCAACUUAAGGUGACACAUUAUCGUUUUUCCAUAUCCUGGGCAAGGGUUCUUCCUGAUGGCACCACCAGGCACAUAAAUGAAGCUGGACUGAACUACUACAUUAGACUUGUGGAUGCCCUGCUCGAUGCAAACAUCCAACCUCAUAUCACUCUCUACCAUUGGGAUCUUCCUCAAACUCUGCAAGACCUUGGAGGCUGGGAGAAUGAAACUAUUAUUUUCAAAUUCAAGGAUUAUGCUGAUCUCAUUUUUGGCCGCCUUGGUCACAAAGUGAAAUUUUGGAUUACCAUAAAUGAGCCAUACAAUAUAGCAAAUGUUGGUCAUGGCUAUGGAGCUGCUGCACCAGGGAUCAGUUUUCGACCGGGCACUUUGCCUUACAUUGUGGGCCAUAACUUGAUAAAAGCUCACGCUGAAGCAUGGCAUCUUUACAAUGACAAGUUCCGGUCCAAACAGGGCGGAAUAAUCUCCAUCACCAUCAACUCUGACUGGUCAGAGCCCAGAAAUCCUUAUAAGCAGGAGGAUAUUGAUGCUGCGAGACGAGUGGUGCAGUUCUACAUUGGAUGGUUUGCUCAUCCCAUAUUUAACGGAGACUACUGUGAUAUGAUGAAGACAAUCAUUCGCAAGAGAAGCUUAGCAGCUGGUCUGCCAAAAUCUCGGCUGCCUGAAUUUACCUCAGAGGAGAUUAAAAGAAUCAAGGGAACCUAUGAUUAUUUCGGUUUCAACCAUUAUACUACUGUCCUGGCCUUCCCAGUGGAUUACGGCAACCUUCAGCACUAUGAUGCUGAUAGAGGUGCAGGAACAAUUGCUGAUCGCACUUGGCUGGAUUCAGGGUCAUCCUGGCUAAAGGUCUCACCAUUUGGAUUUCGGAGAAUAUUAAACUUCAUUAAGGAGGAAUAUGGAAAUCCACCUGUUAUUAUCACUGAGAAUGGCAUCUCAGAGCGUGGGCCCGUUGACCUGAAUGACAUUCACAGGAGCUAUUAUUAUGAAAAAUAUAUUAACCAGGUGUUGAAAGCUUACUUGUUAGAUGGUGUGGACAUUCGGGGUUACACGGCUUGGUCGCUGAUGGACAACCUGGAGUGGGCCACUGGCUUUUCAGAAAGGUUUGGCCUUUUCUAUGUCAAUCACUCAGACCCCAAUCUUCCUCGAGUGGCCAAGACCUCUGCUGUCUACUACUCCACCAUCAUCACCUGUAACGGAUUCCCGGACCCUGCCUCUGGGCCGCAUGCGUGUCUAAACCAAGAGGUGGAAGGUACAAGUGUUCCCAGCACAUCUCUUCCCUUUGUAAACGCUGUCAAUUUCCUUGGUAUGACUCUUUCCAACAGUGGUGCUGAGACCGGACUCCACACCAUGUUUGCUCUCCUCAUUGUUGUGUUCCACAGAGUGAAUCAGGCAGCGGGGAACUAA
Dunckerocampus dactyliophorus (ringed pipefish) is the source of this 5595-nucleotide messenger RNA. RefSeq names its product lactase/phlorizin hydrolase. The coding region runs from base 1 to 5595 and encodes 1864 amino acids. The transcript is spliced from 18 exons. Gene Ontology annotation, biological process: carbohydrate metabolic process. The record is from RefSeq and is a predicted model, not a curated record. Gene Ontology annotation, molecular function: lactase activity. Lineage: Eukaryota; Metazoa; Chordata; Actinopteri; Syngnathiformes; Syngnathidae.